Messenger RNA from Salvelinus fontinalis (brook trout), 5796 nucleotides. RefSeq names its product sister chromatid cohesion protein PDS5 homolog A. Gene Ontology annotation, biological process: DNA repair; mitotic sister chromatid cohesion. The coding region runs from base 214 to 4056 and encodes 1280 amino acids. Gene Ontology annotation, cellular component: nucleus; chromatin. NCBI's taxonomy places the organism in Eukaryota, Metazoa, Chordata, Actinopteri, Salmoniformes, Salmonidae. The transcript has 33 exons. The record is from RefSeq and is a predicted model, not a curated record.
GGUGUGUUGCAGUACCCCGGUUAGACCGAGAACGGCGCCGUACACCCAGCGUUGAGAGAGGACACGUUCAAACUGCUGAGACUGGCUGCUGAGACUGGAGACCACGGAUCUUUGUGCCGAAACUAACAACACAACCUUUGCCAGACUCAUGAAUUAAAACCGCUCGUUCGUGAGAGGCCAGUAGAGGACUGUGUGGAUUAAACGACGACAAGCAUGGAGUUCCCGCAGCAGCAGAAACCGGCGGGGGACAGCAAGAUCACCUACCCGCCUGGAGUGAAGGAAAUCACGGAGAAGAUAAGCAACGAUGAGGUGGUGAAACGGUUGAAGAUGGUGGUGAAGACCUACAUGGACAUGGACCAGGACAGCGAGGAGGAGAAGCAGCAGUAUCUCAACCUGGCUCUCCAUCUGGCCUCCGAGUUCUUCCUGAGGAACCCCAACAAGGACGUCCGUCUCCUGGUGGCCUGCUGCCUGGCUGACAUCUUCAGGAUCUACGCCCCCGAGGCCCCCUACACCUCACACGACAAGCUGAAGGACAUCUUCCUGUUCAUCACCAGACAGCUGAAAGGACUGGAAGACACCAAGAGCCCACAGUUCAACAGAUACUUCUACCUGCUGGAGAACCUGGCGUGGGUCAAGUCGUACAACAUCUGCUUUGAGCUGGAGGACUGCAACGACAUCUUCAUACAGCUCUUCAAGACGCUCUUCUCUGUCAUCAAUAACAGUCAUAAUCAGAAGGUCCAGAUGCACAUGUUGGAUCUGAUGAGUUCUAUAAUAAUGGAGGGAGACGGAGUCACACAGGAACUACUGGACACCAUCCUGAUCAACCUGAUACCUGCUCACAAGAACCUGAAUAAGCAGGCGUACGACUUGGCCAAGACUCUGCUGAAGAGGACCGUUCAGACCAUAGAGACAUGCAUCGCAAACUUCUUUAACCAGGUGCUGGUGAUGGGCAAGUCUUCAGUCAGCGACCUAUCAGAACACGUGUUUGAUCUAAUCCAGGAGCUGUUCUCCAUCGACCCUCUGCUACUGACGUCUGUCAUGCCUCAGCUAGAGUUUAAACUCAAGAGUAACGACGGUGAAGAGCGACUAGCUGUGGUCAGACUGCUGGCUAAGCUGUUCGGAGCCAAAGACUCAGAACUGGCCACUCAGAACAGACCGCUGUGGCAAUGCUUCCUGGGACGGUUCAAUGACAUCCAUGUUCCUGUGAGGCUCGAAUCGGUCAAGUUCGCUUCCCACUGUCUGAUGAACCAUCCAGACCUGGCCAAAGACCUCACAGAGUUCCUGAAAGUGCGAUCACAUGACCCAGAGGAGGCGAUCCGGCACGACGUGAUCGUGACGAUAAUCAACGCGGGGAAGAAAGACCUGAACCUGGUGAACGACCAGCUCCUAGGCUUCGUCAGGGAGAGGACCCUGGACAAGAGGUGGCGGGUACGUAAGGAGGCGAUGAUGGGUCUGGCCCAGUUGUUUAAGAAGUACUGUCUUCACCACGAGGCUGGAAAGGAACAGGCCCAGAAGAUCUCCUGGAUCAAAGACAAGCUGCUACACAUCUACUACCAGAACAGCAUCGACGACAAGUUGUUAGUAGAGAAGAUAUUUGCUCAGUACAUGGUUCCUCACAGUCUGGACACUGAGGAGAAGAUGAAAUGUCUUUACUACCUGUAUGCCUGUCUGGAUACCAACGCUGUCAAGGCUCUGAAUGAGAUGUGGAAAUGUCAGAACAUGUUGAGAGGUUUGGUCAGAGAACUGCUGGACCUCCACAAACUACCUGCCUCUGAAGCCAACACCACUGCCAUGUUUGGAAAGCUGAUGACCAUUAGCAAGAACCUCCCUGAUGCUGGUAAGGCCCAGGACUUCAUGAAGAGGUUUAACCAGGUGUUAGGAGAGGAUGAGAAGCUCCGAGUCCAGCUGGAUACUCUCAUCAGCCCAACCUGUUCCUGUAAACAGGCCGAACUCUGUGUGAGGGAGAUUACUCGUAAACUGACGUUCCCUAAACAACCCACCAACCCCUUCCUGGAGAUGGUGAAGUUCCUGUUGGAGCGCAUCGCCCCCGUCCACAUCGACUCAGAGGCCAUCAGUGCUCUGGUCAAGCUGCUGAAUAAGUCUAUUGAGGGGACAGCUGAUGAUGAUGAGGAAGGUGUCACACCAGAUACCGCCAUCCGCUCUGGACUGGAACUACUGAAGGUUCUGUCCUUCACCCACCCCACAGCGUUCCACUCUGCUGAGACGUAUGAGUCUCUUCUUCAGUGUCUGAAGAUGGAGGAUGACAAGGUGGCGGAGGCAGCCAUACAGAUCUUCAGGAACACCGGACAGAAAAUAGAGACCGAACUACAGCAGAUACGAUCGACCCUGAUCCCAGUCCUGCAUCAGAAGGCCAAGCGUGGAACCCCCCACCAGGCUAAACAGGCUGUCCACUGUAUCCAUGCUAUCUUCUGUAACAAGGAGGUCCAGCUGGCGCAGAUCUUUGAGCCUCUCUCUCGUAGUCUGAAUGCUGACGUCCCAGAACAGUUGAUAACCCCUCUUGUUAGUCUGGGUCAUAUCUCCCUACUGGCUCCAGAUCAGUUUGCGUCCCCCAUGAAGGCCAUCGUGGCCAACUUCAUCGUCAAGGACCUGCUCAUGAAUGACAGGUCUGUAGGGAAUAAGAAUGGGAAGCUGUGGACAUCUGAUGAGGAAGUCUCUCCUGAGGUGCUGGCUAAGGUGCAGGCCAUUAAGCUGUUGGUCCGCUGGCUCCUCGGUAUGAAGAACAGCCAGUCUAAAUCUGCCAACUCCACCCUCCGACUGCUGUCGGCCAUGUUGGUCUCAGAGGGAGACCUCACAGAACAGAAGAAGAUCAGUAAGUCAGACAUGUCUCGUCUGCGUCUGGCAGCAGGAGGAGCCAUCAUGAAGCUGGCCCAGGAACCGGUUUACCAUGACAUCAUCACACCAGAACAGUUCCAGCUCUGUGGGCUGGUUAUCAACGAUGAGUGUUACCAGGUGCGUCAGAUCUUUGCCCAGAAGUUACACCUGGCUCUGGUUAAGCUCCUCCUCCCGUUAGAGUACCUGGCCGUCUUCUCGCUGUGCGCCAAAGACCCGGUCAAGGAGAGGAGGGCCCACGCCAGACAGUGUCUGCUCAAGAACAUCAGCAUCAGGCGGGAGUUCAUCAACAACAACCCCCUGGCCCACGAUAAGAUGGUGUCUCUCCUACCAGAGUACGUGGUUCCUUAUAUGAUCCACCUGUUGGCUCAUGACCCAGACUUCACCAAGCCACAGGACUUUGAACAGCUCCGAGACCUCAAGGAGUGUCUGUGGUUCAUGCUGGAGGUGUUGAUGGUGCAGAAUGAGAACAACAGUCACGCCUUCCUGAGGAAGAUGGUGGAGAACAUCAAACAGACCAAGGACGCACAGUGUCCUGACGACCCCAAGGCUAACGAGAAGCUGUAUAUCGUGUGUGACGUGGCGUUGUUUGUGAUCGUUAACAAGUCGACCGCCUGUCACCUGGAAUCUCCUAAAGACCCCGUCCUGCCCACCAAGUUCUACACCCCGCCUGACAAGGACUUCAUCAAUGAUAAGGAGUAUUUGUCCUCAGAGGCCAGAACGGUACUGCUCACAGGAAAGCCAAAGCCAUCUCCUGUCCUGUCUACAGUGAAUAAGGCUCUGACGGUGCCAGGUAGGAGGGUCUACAACAAGACCAUCAGCUCAGACACGACCAGCAACACUAGUACCAACUCACAGCCCAACUCUCCUGCUACCAAGACCAGGGAUGUUGUGACGGAGUCGUCAGAGGGCGGAGCGAGAGAGAAUGAAGAGAACCCUGUUAUCACCAAGAAGGACGACGGGAAGAAGGAGGACACAGUGACCUCUGACCUCACCACAGGUGCGUCAACCAUCCCCAAACCUCGCCGCGGACGCCCCCCCAAGGCCACACCUUCCCCUCUGGCCAAUGAGAAGGAUGGAGGGGCAGGCAAAGGCAGGAAGAGGGCGGCACCAGCCCAGGACUCCGCUCCCUCGGGGGAGGAGCCAAACUCCAUCAAGAUCCCUAAAGCUGAGGAUGUCACGCAGAUCCUAGACCUGCAGAGGUGAGGGGAGACAGAUCCUAGACCUGCAGAGGUAAAGAGCAGAUCACUGCAGCCCAGAUCAAGACCCUAAAGAAACUCCCUCUCUCUGUAACCCCCUCUUUCUCUCUGUAACCCCCUCUUUCUCUCUGUAACCCCCUCUUUCUCUCUGUAACCCCCUCUUUCUCUCUGUAACCCCCUCUUUCUCUCUGUAACCCCCUCUUUCUCUCCCUAACCCCCUCUCUCUCUCCCUAACCCCCUCUCUCUCUCUCCCUUUCUCUCUGUAACCCCCUCUCCUCUGUAACCCUCUCUCCUCUGUAACCCUCUCUCCUCUGUAACCCUCUCCCUCUUUCUCUCUGUAACUCUCUCUCCAGCUCUUCAGGCCCCCUUCUCUCUCUCUCCAGCUCUUCAGGCCCCCUUCUCUCUCUCUCCAGCUCUUCAGGCCCCCUUCUCUCUCUCUCCAGCUCUUCAGGCCCCCUUCUCUCUCUCUCCAGCUAUUCAGGCCCCCUUCUCUCUCUCUCCAGCUCUUCAGGCCCCCUUCUCUCUCUCUCCAGCUCUUCAGGCCCCCUUCUCUCUCUCUCCAGCUCUUCAGGCCCCCCUCUCUCUCUCUCCAGCUCUUCAGGCCCCCCUCUCUCUCUCUCUCUCUCUCCAGACUGGUCUAGGAUGGAAGGCCUUGUAGUCCUGAUCUAUGUGGGUCUUAAUCUCCAAAACAUCGUUUCCUUCUUUUGUUUUCGUUGCUCUUUAUCUUUUUGUGGAGCAGUUUGUUUUUAAAAGAAAUAUUUCCAAACCGUUUUAAUCUGGUUUUGAUGACAAAACAAGUUGUUGCUUAUUAAAUUCCCCCCGGGAUAUCUAGCCUCUUCCUCCUGUCUGCUGGCCUCUUCCUCCUCUGUCCCUUCCUUCCUGUCUCUCUCCCAUCAGUGUGUUUAUUUUCUAUAGUUUAAAACUUGGCUAUUAUGUACGCUAGCCAUAUAUAUACUGUAUGUUUGGCUGUCUGAUAAACACAUACACAGUUCUUUCUCACACGUGUUAGAGGAGGGAGAAGGGAGGAAGGAGAGGAGGGAAGGGAGGAAGGAGAGGAGGGAAGGGAGGGAGGAGGGAAGGGAGGAAGGAGAGGAGGGAAGGGAGGAAGGAGAGGAGGGAAGGGAGGAAGGAGAGGAGGGAAGGGAGGAAGGAGAGGAGGGAAGGGAGGAAGGAGAGGAGGGAAGGGAGGAAGGAGAGGAGGAAUUUGGCCACUUUUCAGAAAAAGCAGGGGUUAACUGAUGAAUAGACAAACAUGACUUAUUCUUUUCCUUUCGAUCUUUUUAGCAGUCAAACAUUGAGAACUUUGAAAUUAAAAUUUGUAUUGAAUUUUAAGUCUGUUGUUUAAUUACUGGGGGGGAUGAAUGUUACAGCAACUUCUACACAUUUGGUCUGAGAAGUGACGUUAGAGAUCCCAGCUGAUCUGUGAUCGCUUGCUCUCCCCUGGCCUUCCCAGGGAGAUGGAUUCUAUCCACCACGCCUUACGGUCCAUGUUUCUUCUUCUUGCUUGUUUUGAAUAAAGGAAGUAUUUUAAAAAACGACUUCAGAAUCUCACAGACAGACCGGAAAUUCAAACAGUUUAGGGAAAAUGUUUUUAUGUGUUUCUCUUCUACAACCUUGCAAGUUUAUUUCUAUAUUUUAGUCAGAAAGUGUUUUCAUUUCUGCCAGACAUUUGUUUUUGUUGUGGAUGUUUCAGGAUGGUUUUCACAUUUAAUUUUUAUGCAGAAAAUAAAUCCCUUUUUAGAUGUAA